This is a messenger RNA of Halteromyces radiatus, 870 nucleotides long. RefSeq lists its product as uncharacterized. Bases 1 to 870 code for a protein of 289 amino acids. The record is from RefSeq and is a predicted model, not a curated record. NCBI's taxonomy places the organism in Eukaryota, Fungi, Mucoromycota, Mucoromycetes, Mucorales, Cunninghamellaceae. The transcript has 2 exons.
AUGGAUACAGGCAGUACAGCAUCUUCAUUUAUCACCCAAGGAUGGAACAGAGCCUCGAAUCAAUUCUAUGCUAGUCAAGAUGUCUCAUUUGUCAAUGAUCCUAUUAAUAAUAACAGUACUCAAGUGAUGCGUGUGGUUUAUGGUAUGGGGUCCUAUGCACCAUCAGGUACUAGAAGUAAUCAAGGUAGUCAGGGCGGUACAGAAUUCUUCUCAGCACCUUUUGGUAACAAAUCUUAUGACAGUGUCUUGGUUCGAUAUGAUUUGGCCUUUGAUAAUUCUUUCCAGUGGGUUCAAGGUGGCAAGUUACCUGGUGUUUUCGGCGGUGUCCCCGGUUCUGGUUGUAGUGGUGGUAAUGCUGCUGAUGGUUCUAACUGUUUUUCAGUCAGAUUGAUGUGGCGGCAAAACGGUGCUGGUGAAGCUUAUGCCUAUAUACCCAAUACUGGUGAUGUAUGUAAACAAACAGGAGUGAUGUGCAAUGAUCAAUAUGGUACAUCCUUUUCUAGAGGGGUAAUCCAAUUUACUCAAAAUAAAUGGACAACCAUGGAAAUCUAUGUCAAGAUCAAUAAUGCUUCAAGUUCGAAUGGUAUCCUGACGGUCUGGCAAGAUGGUAAUAUUGUAGUGAAUCAACAACAACUUCAAUAUCGUACUUCCAAUGCAAUAGCCGUAUCAUCACUCUUCUUCAGUACAUUCUUUGGUGGUGGCGAUCCUUCUUAUGCAUCCCCUGUUGAUACCUAUACCUACUUUAAGAAUAUUCAAUUUAGUGUUGGUAAUCAAGUCGAACUGAGCAACAGUGGUGCUGAGCUCUCUUUCAAGUCUCCUAUCUCUUGGAUCUUUGUUGUAGCUUUAGUUACUCUUUCUAUCCUUAUCUAG